AUGAAAAAAUACCAUCCUGGUCCUCAUUGUUGUUUACACUCUGCCGGCUGUGCUUUUGCGGCGCCAGCGUCUUCGUCUGCGUCGGAGUCGUCGGAGUCGGAGCCGUCCGCGUCGUCAGACUCCUCUUCUUCAGAGUCCUCCUCGUCGUCGUCAAACUCCUCCUCUUCUCCCUCGUCGUAUUCGUACUCCAGAGCGUAUCCGGUGAACCAGUCGAUCGCUCUUGGAAUCAGCUUGUCUUUGAACAGCUCGCCGAUCUCGUAG
Molecule: messenger RNA, 261 nt
Organism: Ogataea philodendri
Lineage: Eukaryota; Fungi; Ascomycota; Pichiomycetes; Pichiales; Pichiaceae
Exons: 1
Coding region: 1-261 (86 amino acids)
Source: RefSeq, a predicted model, not a curated record